CACACACACACACACACACACACAUUCAGACAGACAAACACACACACAUGUACUCACACACACACUUCAGGAAGUUAUUACUGUAUAGUGUGUGGGUCAGAAAUAGCCCUGAAGUGCCUGCCUGACUGGGAGUGACCUAGCCCUCCUCUCCUCUUGGCCCUGUCAAUCACAGCUCAAAACAAGAUGGCAGACUGGACAGGCUGGAGAUUUAUUUUAACAGUGUAUGUGACCAGUGUACUAGUGGUCAAGGCAGACAUCAAGGCUUAUACCCCUGUGGGACAGCUGUUUGUGUUCGAGCUGCAGAGAGAGGCCUUCCAGAAUGAAUUUGAACCCUUCCUGAAACACUAUGGGCGGGUCUACAAUGAUCCCAUGCUGUUUAAGUGCAACAUGCAGUCCUUCCCAGACCUGCCUGGCUGGCUUCGAUUUACCCAGAGGCACCACUAUGAUAACGGCUUCCUCUACGGCACCCCACUAGCCCAGGGAAAGAGUAUGAUAGAGAUCACAGUGACUAACAAACGGAGCUAUGACACAUUCAGAGACAGACUGAUCAUAACGAUUGACCCUCCAGCAAAGAGAAUGCCCUACCAGGCUGAGUUUUUCAUCCCACUAAGGGAGAUUGAGAAGGUGCUGCCCUCUACAGUUCAGGAAGAGAUCAGGCAGGAUAUGAUGAGGAUGUGGAAGACAGACAGGCUGGACUUUGUCAACAUCACGUCUGCGUUGGACCGAGGUGGCCGUGUCCCUCUACCUCUGGCUGGACACUACGAAGGGGUGUAUGUGAAGGUGGGUUCAGACCAGUACUUCUCUGAGUGCUUGUUGAGGCUCCAGACUGCUGAACAUAGGAGACAGUGUGAGGCCGGGGGCAGGGCUAAGAUCCCUGGGGACUGCAAGGUCUGCUCCUACCCAGGCAACUGUGUCACCUGGUGCAAGUCCACACUGAUUGAUCUGUCCAGACCAGUGAUCCCCCUCCCUGCCCCCACCAUGGGCCCAGGUAUCCUGGAUGCUGGGGGGUCUAUGACCCUCCUGAGUCCCCCUCCCAGAGACUUCCUGCCAGACUACAUUGUGACUGUGAUCGUCCCCCUGGCUCUGGCCAUCAUCCUGUGUCUCCUACUGGCCUACAUCAUGUGCUGCAGACGAGAGGGAGUUGAGAGAAGAGAUGGAAAGACACCAGAUAUCCAGCUCUACCACCACCACACCAUCCAUGGUAACACCAGUGAGCUGCGGAGCAUGGCUGGGUGUCGUGGGGUCCCUCCUCCCCUCUCCACCCUGUCCAUGUUCAACGCUCGCACCGGAGAGAUGGCCCCACCGUUCCAGACUGACAGCCCCAGCAUCCCCCUCAUCCUGGCCCAGCAGUGAGUAGUCUACUGUUACUACUCAAUCCUAGCCUGGUGGUCUAGUUGGUCUGU
Messenger RNA from Oncorhynchus masou masou (cherry salmon), 1403 nucleotides. RefSeq names its product alpha-sarcoglycan-like. The coding region runs from base 184 to 1353 and encodes 389 amino acids. The record is from RefSeq and is a predicted model, not a curated record. NCBI's taxonomy places the organism in Eukaryota, Metazoa, Chordata, Actinopteri, Salmoniformes, Salmonidae. The transcript has 9 exons. Gene Ontology annotation, molecular function: calcium ion binding. Gene Ontology annotation, cellular component: sarcoglycan complex; membrane.